Molecule: messenger RNA, 3340 nt
Organism: Rubroshorea leprosula
Lineage: Eukaryota; Viridiplantae; Streptophyta; Magnoliopsida; Malvales; Dipterocarpaceae
Source: the annotation of a GenBank genome assembly
CAAAUCCUCUCCUCUCCCUGCUUCUCAUUUCCGGACCAUCCCUCAUCACAUCCUCGGCGGCGCAUCUCACAUACUCGUCUUCUCUCUCCGUCCGUCUUAUGCUCUGAGACAAAGGGAGCUUUUGUGCACUUUAUUGGCACCUUUCAAAUUCCCCUUGUGAGAGAAAAAAAUGAAUUUCACUUUGAGUUCAUCUUCUUUGGAGUUUGCAUGUUCUUCGGUAGAAGGUUUGAGGAGUGCAAAUGCAAAGUUGCUGAUGUCUAAACCCAUUUUAAGGGUUAGCGAUUGCAUUAAAAGUCAUUGUGCGCAAGCAUCUUACCCUUGUGCUAGAAAAGUUGUGAUGUCAAGCCAUUUGAUGCCCAGACACCUAGAAAGAUCCUUUGUGGGCAAAAAACAGCUGGAGGAGCCUAGAAGGAAGCUUGAUUUUGUGAGGACAUUGUUGAUUGACAAUUAUGAUAGUUACACCUACAAUAUUUAUCAGGAGCUUAGUGUCAUUAAUGGGGUGCCUCCUGUAGUUGUGCAAAAUGAUGAAUGGACAUGGAAAGAAAUCUGCGAUUUCUUGUAUGAAGAGGGUGCAUUUGAUAAUAUUGUUAUAUCUCCUGGACCUGGUUCUCCAACAUGUCCAGCAGAUAUAGGAAUAUGUCUUCAAGUGCUGCUUGAGUGCUGGGAUGUCCCUGUUCUGGGUGUUUGCCUCGGACAUCAGGCUUUAGGUUAUGUUCAUGGUGCUCGUAUUGUUCAUGCAGAUGAACCUGUCCAUGGACGCUUAAGUGAAAUUGAACAUAAUGGUUGCAGACUGUUUGAUGAUAUUCCUUCUGGCUGGAACUCAGGUUUUAAGGUGGUUCGAUAUCAUUCCCUUGUUAUAGAUGCAGAAUCAUUGCCAGAACAGCUCAUACCAAUAGCUUGGACCUUGUCUGACAACACACUCACAGGUGCUUAUGGAAGUCAGGCACAGCAGGAUAACUUGGAUUCUAUUUCAAGAAGGUUGAAAAAUGAAAAUUGCUGGCUUUGCAGCCAUGCUAAUGGAAUACAAAGCAGAAAGGUUCUCAUGGGUGUCAUGCAUGCUACCAGACCUCAUUAUGGUGUGCAGUUUCAUCCAGAAAGUGUUGCAACCUGUUAUGGGAAACAGAUCUUCAAGAACUUUAGAGAGAUUACUGAGGAUUAUUGGUUAAGGAUGAGAUCUCCACGCAUUAAUGACAAAAAAUUUUGUAAUGCUGGUAAAUCAGACCUCCAGUUUCUUGUUAUGGGAAAGCAUAUGCCACCUGUGAUACCUCUGAGCAGUAAAAUUGUUUUAGCACCCAUGCAGGUGCCCCACACAGGUCGACUGUUCAGAGAAGUUCCUGAAAACGGGCAAUUAGUGAAUGGCACUGGUGUCCGGCAUUAUGGAGAAGCUUCUGCUAGUAGGCAAUUGGAAUAUGAUGUGGAUAAAAAUGGUUUUGGCAUUCUUGAUAUGGUAAAUCUUAAACCUGUAAGUGCUGCUUACAAAUUUCUAAAGUUGAGAUGGAGGAAAUUUGAUAACUUGGCAAGUCAAGUUGGUGGAGCAAGAAAUAUAUUUUCUGAACUUUAUGGAAAGAAUAAAGCUGAAAACACAUUUUGGUUGGACAGCUCCUCCACAGAAAAGGGAAGGGCACGCUUUUCUCUCAUGGGCGGUAAAGGUGGAUCUCUAUGGAAACAAGUAACGUAUAGAUUGUCAGAUCACAGUGAUGAGGCUUCAAAAUAUGGAGGUCAUUUGUUGGUUGAGGAUGCUAAAGGCUCUAUUAGUAGCACAUAUUUGGAUGAAGGUUUUUUUAAUUUUUUGGAAAAGGAGCUUCUGUCAUUCUGUUAUGACGAAAAAGAUUAUGAAGGACUGCCAUUUGACUUCUAUGGUGGAUUUAUUGGUUACAUUGGGUAUGAUCUCAAAGUAGAAUGUGGUGCAGUCUCUAAUCUUCACAAAUCCAGGACUCCUGAUGCUUGCUUUUUCUUUGCUGAUAAUCUUGUAGUUAUUGACCAUGAAUUUGAUGAUGUUUAUAUAUUAUCCAUAUAUGAAGGAAAUGCAACCAAGAGCACAUGGUUGGAUGAUACAGAACAGAAGCUUGUCAGCUUAAAGGCUUCUGAGACCGUAAAGUUAGAUAAGAAUGAUUCACAUGCUGCAAAGAUACCUACAUUUAAUGCAGGGUUUUGUUUUGAGAAAUCCAAAGAGCAGUAUACAUCAGAUGUUGAGAACUGUCUGAAGUACAUUAAAGAUGGAGAAAGCUAUGAGUUGUGCCUCACCACUCAAACUAGAAAAAGCGUUGGGGAAAUAGAUUCUUUGGGGCUUUAUCUUCACCUUAGAGAGAAAAAUCCUGCACCAUAUGCUGCUUGGUUGAAUUUUUCAAAGGAAAAUUUAUGCAUAUGCUCUUCUUCUCCCGAGAGGUUUCUCCGUCUAGACAGAAAUAGUGUAUUAGAAGCAAAGCCAAUAAAGGGUACUGUUGCUCGGGGUGCAACACUGGAAGAGGAUCAACGGCUCAAGUUGCAACUGCAAUAUAGUGAAAAGGAUCAGGCUGAAAAUCUAAUGAUCGUUGAUCUUCUGAGGAAUGAUCUUGGCCGUGUUUGUGAACCUGGAUCAGUUCAUGUUCCUCGUCUCAUGGACGUGGAGUCAUAUGAAACUGUUCACACAAUGGUGAGCACAAUUCAUGGCAAAAAGAGGUCAAAUGUUAGUGCUGUUGAUUGUGUCAAAGCAGCAUUUCCCGGUGGUUCAAUGACAGGUGCUCCAAAGUUGAGAUCCAUGGAACUACUAGAUUCCAUUGAAAGUUGUUCCCGAGGUAUAUACUCUGGUUCCAUUGGGUUUUUCUCAUAUAAUCAGACAUUUGACCUGAAUAUAGUGAUAAGAACAGUAGUCAUACAUGAGGGUGAAGCAUCAAUAGGGGCUGGAGGGGCAAUUGUUGCCCUAUCAAACCCUGAAGACGAGUAUGAGGAAAUGAUUUUGAAGACACGAGCUCCAACAAAGGCUGUGAUGGAGUUUCAAUAGCAACUGGUGUAACAUUGUAGAAUAGUAACAUUCUUUGUUGUAUUCUUCACGUCCUUCCUCUCAAGAUUUCGACAGUCAUAGAAGUAUACUAGCAACAGAAAACUGCAGCAAUACAACAUUCCUUAUUUCAUCGUAGGGCUUCCUCGAUUUACUUCCUCAAAACAAUAGAACGAGUUGUUCAAUACAAUGUUGUACUGAACAUUGUGUUUGAAAUAGAAAUUUCUUUUGAGCUGUUCUAUUUGUCAUGUGGUGAACAAUAAAUCGCCAUUGCUGCUGGAAAUGUAUUGUCUUCUUACAACUUGUUCUAAAAGGAAGAAAUGUUCUGGUUUGGCAAAACUCAAAUGAACAUUACUCAAUGGU